Molecule: messenger RNA, 1869 nt
Organism: Xenopus tropicalis (tropical clawed frog)
Lineage: Eukaryota; Metazoa; Chordata; Amphibia; Anura; Pipidae
Gene: mapk1
Product: mitogen-activated protein kinase 1
Biological process (GO): MAPK cascade
Cellular component (GO): centrosome; spindle
Molecular function (GO): MAP kinase activity; protein kinase activity; protein serine kinase activity
Source: RefSeq, marked provisional
CCGUGUAAUACCCACAGCAGCUCCGGAGAAACUCUCCCCGACGCAUUAAAUCAAGCAAAACAUGGCAGCGGCAGGGGCCUCGUCUAACCCCGGCGGGGGGCCGGAGAUGGUGCGAGGGCAGGCGUUCGACGUAGGCCCGCGAUAUACCAACCUGUCAUAUAUCGGGGAGGGAGCGUACGGCAUGGUUUGUUCUGCCUAUGACAAUGUAAACAAAGUACGAGUUGCUAUCAAGAAAAUCAGCCCAUUUGAGCAUCAGACAUACUGCCAGAGAACACUGAGGGAGAUCAAAAUCUUGCUGCGUUUUAAGCAUGAAAACAUCAUUGGAAUUAAUGACAUAAUUCGAGCUCCAACCAUUGAGCAAAUGAAAGAUGUGUAUAUUGUGCAGGAUCUCAUGGAGACAGAUCUCUAUAAACUCCUGAAGACUCAGCAUCUUAGCAAUGACCACAUCUGCUAUUUCUUGUACCAGAUCCUGAGAGGAUUAAAGUACAUCCAUUCAGCCAAUGUUCUACAUCGUGAUCUUAAGCCUUCAAAUUUGCUGCUUAACACUACCUGUGAUCUUAAGAUUUGUGAUUUUGGAUUGGCUCGUGUUGCAGACCCAGACCAUGAUCACACUGGAUUUCUCACAGAAUAUGUAGCCACUCGCUGGUACAGAGCUCCUGAGAUCAUGCUGAAUUCCAAGGGCUAUACCAAAUCGAUUGACAUCUGGUCUGUUGGCUGCAUUCUUGCUGAGAUGCUUUCUAAUAGACCCAUAUUUCCUGGAAAACAUUAUCUUGACCAACUCAAUCACAUACUUGGAAUUCUUGGAUCUCCAUCUCAAGAGGACCUAAACUGUAUAAUCAAUUUAAAAGCUAGGAAUUACUUGCUUUCCCUUCCUCACAAAAAUAAGGUGCCAUGGAACAGACUUUUCCCUAAUGCAGAUCCUAAAGCUCUAGAUUUAUUGGACAAGAUGUUGACCUUCAACCCCCACAAAAGAAUUGAAGUAGAGGCAGCUUUGGCUCAUCCCUAUCUGGAGCAAUAUUAUGACCCAAGUGAUGAGCCUGUAGCUGAAGCUCCCUUUAAAUUUGAAAUGGAGCUUGAUGAUUUGCCCAAGGAGACACUGAAGGAGCUAAUUUUUGAAGAAACGGCUAGAUUCCAGCCAGGGUACUGACCACCAUAUGACAACAGGGAAAGGAUGUGAAGGACUUUGCACGCUGAGACAUCGGUGUUGUUCUUGCCAGUUCUUCCUCCUUGGGCGUGUCCUGUGCUCCAUCUCAGCUUGUCCAGUCUAACUUCUUUGAGCCAUUAUGGAGGGCAGUUCCUGGUAGUUGUGGCUUUUUAUGCUUCUGAUGAAUUCUUUCGAUCUGGAGAAUUGUUCUUGACACUCCUUUGUGAAAGUGGUGCGGCAAACACACACCUGCUGAGACCUUCAUUAACCGCUUGUACAUUAUUAUUUUUUUUUUGUAUUGUUUUAUAAAGAUGCAGUGAUUCCUUUUCAUUUUUCUGGGUAUACAGCACCCUGACUUUCACUGGCCCUGCACACUGUAUCAAACCACACAUUCAAACACUGUGGUAUUUGGCAUUGUGUUUUGUUUUUUCCCUCUUUCUUAGUUUUUCCUUUUUUUUUCCUUUUUUUUUUUUAUUUGGGAGAGUUAUUCUCUGGGCACUUUAAAUCAAUGUAAAGCCCUAUUUACUUGCACAUAUCAUUUUAAACAAAUGCAGUUGUAAGCUUUGAAAUUCUAAUGGAGCUUAUCAUAUAUAUAACGGUUACUAGCUUUCUCUAGCACUUAGCAGAGCUGAGCAAACUAUUUUACCCCUUGCCAUGUUUAAGGGACCUUGUAGGUUGAAAAGAUAAUAAUGCCCCCUAAUAAAAUCUAUAUGUGUACAUGCUUA